Molecule: messenger RNA, 336 nt
Organism: Cylicostephanus goldi
Lineage: Eukaryota; Metazoa; Nematoda; Chromadorea; Rhabditida; Strongylidae
Source: the annotation of a GenBank genome assembly
AUGUAUCCGCAAUUUCAGACUCUUGACUUCUACCAUCUCCAAACAUUGAACUUUUCAACUUUACCCCAAUCGAUUUCAGGCGAUAUUCACGGCCAAUACAAUGACUUGCUACGUCUGUUUACACUUGCCGGUUUCCCUCCCGAGUCAAACUACUUAUUCCUUGGUGACUACGUGGAUCGUGGACCGAAAAGCAUUGAGACCAUCGUCCUUCUGCUAUGCUACAAAAUCAAAUAUCCGAACAAUUUCUUCUUAUUACGUGGAAAUCACGAAGUGGCCAACCUCAAUAGGAUUUAUGGAUUUCAUGAUGAAUGUGAGUCACCUUUCAUAAAUUUGUGA